Pararge aegeria (speckled wood butterfly) is the source of this 6365-nucleotide messenger RNA. It is a transcript of the gene exd, whose product is annotated as homeobox protein extradenticle. The transcript has 9 exons. The record is from RefSeq and is a predicted model, not a curated record. The coding region runs from base 225 to 1412 and encodes 395 amino acids. Gene Ontology annotation, biological process: animal organ morphogenesis; regulation of transcription by RNA polymerase II; embryonic organ development. Gene Ontology annotation, cellular component: nucleus. NCBI's taxonomy places the organism in Eukaryota, Metazoa, Arthropoda, Insecta, Lepidoptera, Nymphalidae. Gene Ontology annotation, molecular function: DNA-binding transcription factor activity, RNA polymerase II-specific; RNA polymerase II cis-regulatory region sequence-specific DNA binding.
UUAUUUGUUUUCUUUUGCAAAUAUUUUAGAAUUUGACAGCACAAAGAAGUCGGCCAUUUUAUUGCUGGCUGAAGAACGGAGGGAGAAGUGAGGGCUUCCCAAGCGAAGCUAUUAAUUAGUUUUGGAAUUGUUUUAUUUUAUGAUACCACGGUUUAUAUCACGUACAAACAAGUAUACGUAUUUAGUGUAAGUUUUUGGUGAAUUUAUGCGUUGCGAGUUAGAAAAUGGACGAUCCGAAUAGAAUGAUGGCGCAUAGUGGUGGUCUCAUGGGACCUCAAGGCUACGGGCUGCCUGGCGGUGACGGCGCGCCCGCCUCUGGCGAUGGCGAGGCAAGGAAACAGGAUAUUGGCGAAAUCCUGCAACAAAUCAUGAACAUAACCGACCAGAGCCUCGACGAGGCGCAAGCCAGGAAACACACGCUAAACUGUCACAGGAUGAAGCCUGCACUUUUUUCUGUGUUGUGUGAAAUUAAAGAAAAAACAGUUCUAUCACUCCGCAAUACACAAGAGGAGGAGCCCCCAGACCCACAACUGAUGAGGUUAGAUAACAUGCUGAUUGCGGAGGGUGUUGCUGGCCCUGAGAAGGGUGGUGGAGCAGGUGCUGCGGCAUCAGCUUCAGCUGCUGCGGGAGAAUGGGGCACUGUGGCCCAAGCAGAUAACGCGAUCGAGCAUUCCGACUACCGCGCGAAGCUGGCCCAGAUCCGACAGAUCUACCACCAGGAGCUUGACAAGUACGAGAACGCUUGUAACGAGUUUACCACGCACGUCAUGAAUCUUCUGCGCGAGCAGAGCCGCACCAGACCCAUCACUCCUAAGGAGAUAGAGCGCAUGGUGCAGAUUAUCCACAAGAAGUUCAGUUCCAUUCAGAUGCAGUUGAAACAGUCCACAUGUGAAGCAGUUAUGAUCUUACGUUCACGGUUUCUCGACUCGCGGCGAAAGAGGCGAAACUUCAGUAAGCGGGCCCUUGACCUCCUCAACGAUUACUUCUAUUCACAUCUAGCGAAUCCUUACCCCAGUGAAGAAGUGAAAACGGAAUUAGCUCGACGCUGUGGCAUCAACGUCUCCCAGGUAUCCAAUUGGUUCGGAAAUAAGCGUAUUCGCUACAAGAAGAACAUUGGUAAAGCGCAAGAGGAGGCCAACCUCUACGCCGCUAAGAAAGCAGCCGACUUGUCGUGGGCGGGCGCGGGCAGGCGCGAAGCUCGCUCGCCGGCCGGCCACGCCACAUACAACACAGCGGGCGCCUCCCCGUACUCCAUGGGCGCCGCGUCGGGCACGGCGACGCCCAUGAUGUCCCCGGCGCCCACGCAGGACUCCAUGGGCUACUCGCUGCCGGCGCCCGGCUACGACCAGCCACAGCCGCCCUACGACGCGUCCAUGGCCUACGACCCCAUGCACCAAGACCUUUCACCCUAGGCGCCGCAGGGCCUGCAAAAUCGCGCAGCUUCCACAAAAUUGCCAUUACUAUAAGUUGCGACACCGCGGCCGUGGCCGCCCUAGCUCGUAGGACCCCGUAUACUAUACUACUGCGUCUACACUUAACUCUAGCUAAAUGUUGUUUUACACGCGAUUUCUAUUGAAAUUCAAUCAAUUUGUAUUGUGUAUUUUUUUUUACAAUUUAAUAACGUUAACUUGAGUAUUUAUUGUAAUAUUGUUUUAUUAUUAAAAUGUUCAGUAAUAUUCUCAGAGUUAUGUAGAUACAUCAAGCAACGUGUCUAAGGGUAGAAAGCCACUUUAAUUUAAUAAAAAAUGUCAUGAUCUAUUUAAAACGUACUCUUUAAAUGUAAUGACGACGCCAUAUUUCAUCACAGAAAGUGUAAUACAUUCCUACACAUAAACCUUUGCAUAGAAUUUUUGAGUCGACAAAUGAAUGCAGGCGUUUAUAUUAGUCGUUGCAUGACAAAUAGGUCAACAUAUUCAUGGAAUUUAUUUAAACUGGAACUAUAUAUAUAUAAUAUAUAUACAUAUAACAAUGAGGAUAUUACUGGACAUAAAUUAUUAUUAUUGUAUUGUGAUUAAUUUUACGCCAGCUCUCGAAAAGUAUUAUUUUGGCCCAGUGAUUGUUUCUAAAGUCAAGUAUUCGGCAGUAUUACCGCAGCAAGUGACAGGAUCUCUUUUUAUAAACUUUCACUAAAAUAUACCCCGUCCGUUAUACUAUUUUCUAUUGCAUGUUAAAGAAAAAUUGACGGUACACUCCAAAAAUAGAUAGCUCCGUGUUGAGGGAGGGCAGUCGUAAAACUAUCACUGGUAUCGCUAGAUAUUUGAAAGUCAAACAGGACAGCUCAGCUCGGUGAUUUUUAAACUCGCAUUAAUUAUAAAACAUUUUAGCGUUUUAUGCGAUUGCAAUUCAAUGUUCACUGACAUAUUUCAAUCCGAAGCGACGCACCAAAUAAUUACGGCGUAACAAGGGUUGUAUAGAAUGUUUCAGUACGUCUGUACGUAUAAUUUUUCUUCACUAAAUGCUUUUAUUUGCUAAAUUUCAAUAUGGCGGAUUUAUUUUAACUUCUUACACUUAACUUUCGUGACCUAGUUGGGUUUUAGUUAUAAAUUAUUACAUUUAUUGCGCUCAAUCGAUCCGGUACUUUGGUGAUUGCGUAUAUCGGCUCGCCCUGACGCAAGGCGCAUUGCUUUUUGAGUCUGCCGAGUAGAAAAUAGUGAAAUGGACGAAGUAUAUACUAAUAUUAAAUAAAUAAAUAUAAUCCUUACCAUACGGUGAAUAUAAAUUUACGAUAGCGUGUAAGUUUAUUUAGGUAAUGUUUAUAUUGUAAGCGUUAAUAUAUGUUUUUUUGCUGACUAGUUUGAUGGGGCGAGUAUGAGGUAUUUUUUCGCCUGGCAAUACAUCUAUCUGCUGUACACUUUUUGUCACAGUUUCAAUUUUUUUUUAAAACUGCUGUUACUUCGUACCAUAAUUAUAGCGAUAUAAAUACAAUGAAAGUAAUCUUGUUUGCUAGGAGCUAGCCAAAGAGCUAACCCUACCUACAAAGAUGUGACGUCGAGCGAUACAGAAUUAAUAACGUACAGAAACCUUGUACACGACUGAUGCUUUAAUUAUUAUAUUGAAGCAUCAAAAAUCACUCCACUUCAGUAGUGUUUCUCGAACAAACGGUUAGCCACUUCAUACCAUUUAGCCAGUAAUUAUUUUACCUCUAAUGUUCUACACGUUUACCAUAAAACGUUAAAAAAGGUUGUCAGCUAGCAACAUUCGGUGAGUGUGAAGUGAGACUCGCGGGGGCUUUUUCACUGUUUUUGGCCACAAUGCUCUGCAUGCAAUAAUGAGGGUUCUGUAUGUUCUAAAUUCUGUGAAUCAUUCAUCCUCACUAGAUAAGAUUGCAGUCAAAGAGCAAACAAAAAACAAAGCUAGGCCAAGUUACAAGGUUUCCCGGCCGGAGAUCGGGCUUGGUCAAAACGAAAGGGAUGAGACAGGUAACUUAUCCAAUUGGUAAAGUAAAAAUAACGUUUUUUUGCGUUAUGAGUAAAUACUUUGUAGGGUAGUGUUAUUGCCAGUUGGUAUUCUACCCGCACCGCCGAAAUAAAGUGUGCAAUUUUAAAAUUUUAUUAGUGACGAAGUUAUAAAAGUCAGCGCACGCUGAGUAUUUUUUUUUUCACGUGAACUCCUAUUUACUAUGUACCAGUAAGCGAUUUUAUCCUUUUAAAAUAAGUUUUAACGUAUUAAUUUGUUCAUUUUCAAUUAAAAUCUUAGGUGUUGUGAAUAUCAGUAGGGCUUCUAUUAGUUUUGCGAACGUACUCUAAACUAAAUUGACAGGUUUAAAAGUAGUUCUUUGCUUUAAUUUUUUUUAUAUUUUUAAGCGUACUUAAAUUUUUUUAUAAAAAACUUAUAAAUUUCAAUUAAAGUCAUUUAACAGUUACAGCUGAUACAAGUCCUAUCAAUUUAUCAACUCAAAUAGCACAGCACUAUUUAUUGACCCGACAAUUUUGUUAACAGUGCUAUGUUUUUUUUUAUUACAAAGAACAGAUAAAAUAUAAAAACAAUGGCCGCACUAUUUUCAAAACUUGUCAAUUCAGUUUAGAUUGCACACAAAUUUAUUACCAAAUUUACACCAAAUUUACGAGUCUUAAAAACGUGCUAUCCUUUUCUACAUGGAACAAAUGAAAGGGAUGGUACUUUUUUAAACUGGUCAAUUUAGGAUCGAUUAGAGAUUUUUGUACAACAGAAUUGGCACCACUGUCUGCGUAUAAUAUAGAGGGAUCUACGUGAGGAAAGUAAAAGGUUUGCUAAACGAAUAUAAGCAUUAUUCUGAGUACGAGUUUUCACACCUCUGCGUAGAUGGUUUUCGAGUAUCGAAACUAAAUAAUCCAACAUUGUUACAACCCGUUCGUAUAUUUUGUAACAAGACUGAAACGACACCAAAAAAUGUCUUUCAUAUACAUAAUACACCCAUGUCUAUAAAAAAUAACUGAGAUCAGUCAGUUUGAUAUACCUGUUGUAUAUUCGACAGAAACAGUAAAUUAAAUAUAACUAAUUCUCCUAGUUGAAGAUCGAGGUUAUCUAUUCAUCUAUAGCCGGCGGCCCUCAGUAAAUAAUAGAGAAUGGGAAUAAAAAAUCGGGAUGUAUGAUUUAAAAUAAGUUCUUCUUUGUAAGGAAUAUUAGGAACGUUUAAUUAAGUUUCGAUACUCGAUCGACGUUUGCGAGCUGUGCAAGCUCGGACUAAGGGUAAAAUACUAUGAAAUAUAUUAUAUUUUAAAAUUAUAUUAUUCGGUGCUAAAUAAUAAUGUCGUCGGCACAGAAUAUUAUUCUUUCAUGUACUAGACUGCCAGGCCGAUUAGGCGAGUGUCGAACAUGACGUCACUCGGACACACCUUGGGUACGAACUCAACCAUAAUAUGAAAUCGUUUGAAUUAAAAAAAAAAAAACAUUUACUAUUAUUAUAACACUGCGUUAACAGUUUAUUUAUAUCUAGUAAGUGUAUUAUUUGAUUGUUUUUUUUAUUGUAAUAAUGUGCUGCGAAUUGUUCUCUUAGUAAUGAACACGGCUAAAUUCGUGGAGUUGGUUUUUGAUAAACGAAACUCAUACUUAAAGUAAAAUAAGGUCCAUUUUACUGGACUUAGAGUUACCAAUUCCAUGCUACUGAUUUUUAGUUUACCAACAUUUCACAACGAGCGUUGAAUAAUUGAAUUGAAUUGAAUUGAAUAUUCCAUUUAUUUCAUUUAAAUUAUUAUCUACGUUACCCCAUAAGGGGAUGACAAUUUUUUUUUCCUUUACUGAUAUGAAACAGAUUUUUCAAAAGUAGUUGUAAGUAUUUUGUUCAUGUAUAUCGACGGAGAAAGCUCAAAGUUAUAAAAUACUUCAGGUAGGUACUUAAUAUUUACGUACCUAAAUAUCUUAUAAUAUGAAAGCACCAAUGUGAGAUUCAUCGACUAGACGAAUUCAAGCUUUAUUAGAGAAGGUCAGGUCUAUUAUAUUCUGACGGUUAAAGGCGUGAAAUUGUUGUGCUAAGGGUACUGUUCUAAGGUGGUGUCUGAGGGGGUAUGCGGGCGGGGAGGGUAUAUGCCACCCGUGACCCACUCCUCUAGUUGGCUUGGUUGAGUCACAGUGUAUAGAUUAAAUGUUAAUGAUUUGAUAUUGAUUUUCGUAGUUUUAGUUCAAUGGAUAGGUCUUUAUAAUAUACCUAUUGCCUAAUAGACCAAGAGCUGGUGACCUUUUUGUUUAGUGUUCUUUAUCGGUUAUGAUGCACAUGCUACAUGUAGAUAUGUCGAUAAUAUAUCUGGGCAACCCCACCCCAAAAACGUGAUUGUUUAGAUUUUAUUAUUCUUUGUGAUCCUGUUUUUAUAGCAGUCACUUUAAGAGAGAGACAGAGAUUUUUUUAUUUACAUUAAUAGUGUUUUUAGCUACACUUGGAGGAAAUAUCAAUUUUAUAAAUUUAAAAUGCAUAUAAAAAUGUUCGGAACCAAUAGGAUUUGAACCUCAGGUUCAGUCUUGUAUGGAUACACGGAAUAAUAAACAGUGCUAUUACAUGAUACACAAUUUGGAUGGUAUAAAAUACUCAAACAAAUCAGUCACCUACUCUUGGAUCACGUGCAGCGUAAUGAAAUGGAUAGUUCCACUUAGAAAUAAUUAAAAUAUAAAUAAGAAAUUAAUAGAAUUAAGUUGAUGUGUUCUUAAUCAAGAUAUCUGAAACAGUAUACGAAGAAAAGGUUAAAGAGAAAAAAAUAUAAUAAUUGGAAUAAAAUUACAAUGAUCAUAAUAGAACACGCCGUUGCCUAUGUCCUUUAAAUGCAGGGUGUUCUGUUUAUUUGGUGCAGUGCGGGGAAAGCUUCGACUAAAUAACAUAAUAUAUAAAGGAAUAUGUACUGUAUUGACUAAACUUUGUCCUUUUCAAAAAAUAAAUAAUGGAUUAUUUUAACUUUUUA